This is a messenger RNA of Paramecium pentaurelia, 241 nucleotides long. The record is from the annotation of a GenBank genome assembly. Lineage: Eukaryota; Ciliophora; Oligohymenophorea; Peniculida; Parameciidae.
UAUGAAGUACCUGAUGCAAGUUAAGAAUAUAUAUCGAUGGAUGAAAAGUAAAUACUUUAAUAUAUUAAUCUAGUUUAUUCGAUUCAGAUUUUUCAAAUAGUGCAACAGAAUGGAUAACUUAUUGUUUUAAUUAAAUUUGUUGUAUUUCUUAUCCUUUUUUUGAGGUUUUUUAUUUAAAGAGAGAAACUAAAAAGGGAUAUACUAAGGUUUAACAAUGUUAUUGGAUUUAAUUGUUAUUGAG